This is a messenger RNA of Schistosoma turkestanicum, 1824 nucleotides long. Lineage: Eukaryota; Metazoa; Platyhelminthes; Trematoda; Strigeidida; Schistosomatidae. The record is from the annotation of a GenBank genome assembly.
UUGGAAAUGAGCUCAGGAACUAUAUGAUUUACUGAACUAUGUAUCGCGAGGUAUUAAAAAAACUAGCUUCCAGGCUUUUCGGUGACUUGACCUUGAGCACACUUCCUCCUUGUCGUUGAAUGUCUGGAAGAAGCAUGCAAGUUUUUGGUCAUCUGCGGUCUGUUUGGACUUCACCGUUCACCAAGGUUGCAAAUUCACUGAUAUGCCCACUACAGAAUAUCCGUUUUUACGCUGUACCUGGGGUCAAAACUGCCUAUGUUCGCGACAAGCCUCAUAUGAACAUUGGUACCAUAGGACAUGUUGAUCACGGAAAGACUACCCUCACUGCUGCCAUUACAAAAGUACUUGCUGAAAAGAAUAGCUCAGUCUAUCGGACUUAUGAGGAGAUUGAUGCUGCACCAGAAGAACGACGACGUGGCAUAACAAUUAAUGCAGCAGUGGUUGACUACUCGACGUCUAACCGACAUUAUGCACACACAGAUUGUCCUGGUCAUGCUGACUACAUAAAAAACAUGAUAACCGGUGCUAAUCAGAUGGAGUGCGCCAUUCUUGUCGUAGCAGCCACUGAUGGCACUAUGCCACAGACUAGGGAGCAUUUAUUAUUGGCUAAGCAAAUAGGAAUAGAAAGAUUAGUCGUUUUUAUCAAUAAAGCUGACGCAGCAGACCCAGAGAUGCUAGAAUUAGUUGAAAUGGAAGUCAGAGAUACAUUAAAACAAUAUGGAUUUGAUGGAGAUAAUAUACCGAUUGUCAGUGGUUCUGCCCUUUAUGCACUAGAAAAUCGUGAUCCUAAACUUGGCAGUGAGAAAAUUGAAAAAUUACUUGAUGUGAUUGAUUCAGUUCCUUUGCCAGAGCGCGAAAAAGACAAACCUUUCCUACUUCCUGUCGAACACGUGUUUUCCAUUACUGGUCGAGGUACUGUUGUUACAGGUCGGAUAGAACGUGGAAUCCUCAAGAUCCAGUCACCAAUAGAAAUAAUUGGAUAUAGUCAAGCUCUAAAAUCCACAGUUACUGGAAUUGAAAUGUUUCAUCAACUUUUGGAUCAAGCUGAAGCAGGUGACCAGGUGGGCAUCUUGUUGAGAGGAGUGAAAAAGGAUGAAGUAAGACGUGGUCAGUUUGUUGUAGAACCAAAGUCCAUGUCAAUGCAUGACUAUGUCCAGUCUCAGGUAUAUAUGCUUUCAAAGAAAGAAGGUGGCCGUACUAAACCAUACACAAGCAAUCAUCAAUUCCAUGUAUUCAGCAAAUCAUGGGAUUGCCCUGCCGCCCUAGUGCUCCCUGAAGGUAGGGAAAUGGUUAUGCCAGGGGAAGAUGCAGCUGUGAACCUACACUUCUAUAAGAAAAUGGCUCUUGAAGUUGGUCAGCGUUUUACCAUUCGUUCUAGUGGCACUACUAUUGGUUAUGGUGUAGUGGGCAAAGUCCUUCCUGGUCCCGGUCCAUUCAGCUGGUCUAAAUAGUAUCCAAUUAUAUUUGUAAUGAUUUCCAAAUUCUAUGCUUCAUGUGUUACUGAAUAAAUUCUUAGUAAGAAUAUAAUGUCUUACUAUUUCCUUAUGUUAAUUUACUCGGUAUAAACAUCUUCAGUAGCCACUCACUUAUUAGUGCACAAAAGUGCUUUCAAUUAUUUUAUACUCAUUAGUCACCACUAAACAUUUAAAAUUUAAUCUUAUAGUUCUAAAGAGUAAAUUUCAUGAUAUAUUUUGUCAAUUACUUACCAACAUUGCCGCGUUAAAAAGGAUGAGUAACACUGAUUUCUAACAUUUUAGAAUUUUGUUUGCUUGGUUUUCUAAGUGUCAUACGAGAAGUGCUCUAUAUAUAUUCAGGAUGUACAGG